AUGGCGGGUGUAAAUCAGAUGUCUGUCUCAGCUGGCGCCGAUGGCAUGCAUGGUCGCAAACGCAAUACGACCAUUGCGGGGAUGGACAGUUCCCCGGGGAGUAUUGAUGAUAUGGAAGACAAUGAGUCGCGCGAGGAAAAGAGACGUCAGCCGGUGAAGCGCGCAUGCAACGAAUGUCGGCAGCAAAAGCUCCGAUGCGAUGUCAUUCAAGAUCCAUGGACAGAUUGUUCGCGAUGCCGUCGAUUAAGGCUUAGUUGUAAAAUCGAGUCGAACUUCAAACGUGUCGGAAAGCGCAGCCGCAAUGCGGAGAUGGAGAGGGAAAUCAUGGAACUCAGGAAGCAGAUUGCUAGUGGCCAAAACGUGCCCAGGAUGUCUCAGAAGCAACAAGCGUUGGCCGACCAAUUGACUCCGAAACAAGAGUCCAAUCAAGUCAGUCCUGCGGUUUAUCAAACCCCGUCAGCCAUGUCCGCAGAUCAGUAUAUGGGAUCUCAAGAAGCCGUUGCAUCUCUGCUGGACCUACGCUCGGGCUUCGAUGGUUCCAACUUUAUGAGGAACGGGGUACAAAUCAAACGCAUCGAGGAUGUCAUGGUCGUUCCUGAGAAGGUGUCGGAAUUGUUCAAUUUAUUCUUCACAUAUUACCACCCGUUCCUCCCAUUCUUAGAUCGGACGCAGUCUCCUGAUGAAUACUACAAUGCUUCCUCAUUGCUUUUCUGGACGAUUAUCAGUGUCGGUGCCCGACGCUACCAAGGUGAUUCGAAUUUGUUGACUGCUCUCGCGGGUCCCGUCACCCGGCUAGUCUGGAGCACUCUGGCAGAUAUUCCCCAAAGCUACCAUGUCGUGAAGGCUCUCGCUUUACUAUGCUCAUGGCCUUUCCCCACAAGCAGUACUUCGACCGAUCCAACUUUUAUGCUGUGUGGAAUGAUGAUACAAGUUGCUAUGCAACUAGGGCUCCACCGGCCUUCUCAUACCCAGGACUUUAGCAAGUUCAGAGUGGAACUCAUUGAAGACGAGCUCAGAGACAAGGUUCGAACUUGGGCCAUCUGUAAUAUUGUUGCUCAGAGGCGAAGAUUGGAGAUCGAAAUGUUUUGCGACCGGAUUACCCGAGCGCUUUAUACAAAUCGACGCGAUCCCGUUGGUUUAACCAGUGAUCACGAGCGAUCCACAAUGAUCUCCUUUUUGUCGCGAGACUUUGAGGAGUUAGAGGAACAGCUGAAAUCACAGAAUGACUGUAUCACUGACUUGUUUCUGCGUGCUGCGAACCUUCACCUGCACCUUUCGGCAUUCUUCGACGAGCCAACAGCCAAAAAUUAUCGCGAACGAGUCUUAUCUCUGUAUGUUGCGACGACAUCGUUCCUUGAAUUUGUCUUGAAACUCGAGACGGAGGUUGGCCCAGCCAUCUCCUAUACACCGUACUAUAUCUACCAGAUGAUGGUUGCUGCUGGUUGCACUCUUUUGAAGCUUUGCAAGAGCUUCUUCGCCUCUCACAUCGACAUGGAAUAUACCAGGAACCUUUUCAACCGCACAAUCUGGGCCAUCCGGGGAGUUUCUGCGUCCAGCAACGAUCUACCCGAACGACUUGCCGAGGUGUUAGCCCAGAUGUGGAGACUAGGAGGCGCCACUCAAAGAUCCAACAAUAGUACCGAUCUCGACGAUUCUCUCCGACUCAAAGUGCGCUGCCGGAUGAGUAUGUCUCUACUGUUCGACUCCGUGUGGCGCUGGCGGGAGGAUGCGCGCACUAAAGGCCGAAAUAUUGAAGCCUAUCUGCAAAACCCGACAAAUCCUGACUCGGCAGCUGAUUCUUCGGCCACCCCGUCUGUCGGGCCUGUGCACCCAUCUACAACCACUCCCGGAAUCUCUGGGAAUGAUCCAAGCCUUGCACCAGCACCGCUACUGUCACAGGCUAGCCUUGGGAUCCAAGCACCUGCAGACCAGCCCAACGGUCUUCCAAGCGGCUUCAUGGAGCCUAACUAUGAAGUAUUCGAUCCGUUGAACUGGUUACUCGACGGCCUGGUAGACUUGCCAUAUUCAUACUCAACAGUGGGUGAAAUAGAGCCCCAGACCAUCGUAUAG
Molecule: messenger RNA, 2070 nt
Organism: Penicillium bovifimosum
Lineage: Eukaryota; Fungi; Ascomycota; Eurotiomycetes; Eurotiales; Aspergillaceae
Product: putative C6 transcription factor (Leu3)
Exons: 6
Coding region: 1-2070 (689 amino acids)
Biological process (GO): DNA-templated transcription; regulation of DNA-templated transcription
Cellular component (GO): nucleus
Molecular function (GO): zinc ion binding; transcription cis-regulatory region binding; DNA-binding transcription factor activity, RNA polymerase II-specific
Source: RefSeq, a predicted model, not a curated record